AAGAUGUCAGUCAUGGCAGAAUCUGUUUCAUCUCAAGGCAGCUCUUGGCUGCAGGUCAGAGACGGUGAAGAUGGCAGUGAAGAUAUGAAGGAUUUAGAAGAAGUAGCAGACAGACCCACAGACCAAGAAGUUGCUUGCAUGUUACAGUCUUGUUCAUCAGCUUUAACUUCAUGUACAAGCUGCUCUCAGUCCACUCAGCAGCUAAGUGAGACCAUGCACCGUAAAAUGGAGGACAUUGUGGUCAGGCUCACUUCUCAGAUUGAGUCCCUAAAAUCCCAGCUGGAAGCCCGUCAGCCUGAAACCAGUUCACGUGACAGAGAUACCACCUCGGGUUCGGAGCAGCAGUUGGAUUCUCAGCAGCAUGAGGAGGAGCUCCAACAGCAGGAGGAUGAAUCAGGACAGCAAGCAGAAACUGACCAGGUUGAAAGCCCUGUGGAAGCCCAGUCUGUUCAGCAGGAAGAGGAAUCCAGUGAACAAGAACAGCAGUUCCAGAGCAGCCAGAGGUCAUCUGUAGAAAGACAGUCAGGUUGCAGUGUCGAGCAGCAGGUUCUAUAUAGCAACAGCUUCCUGCCGGCUCAACGAACAGCACCUGUAUUCCUUCCAGAACCAGAGAUGCAGAUUGCAUGCUUGCCUCCCCAGGAUGCCUUGGGUGGAAACCAUCGUCCUUCAGCACCUUCCCCAACUCCAUCAAUGUACUCUCUACGGGCUCAGGCACAAGGAGUUGUCAGCUCUCCUCCUCGCACUUCAUUGGUUGUCCCUCAGCCCACACUUGCUUCUCAUAAUGCCACUGCUUCAAAUCUCCCUCCUCCACUGCUGCCUGAGACUACACCUACUGCCCGCCAAGCUGCUGUCAUGAGCCAGUUCACAAGCCAGCAGUUGACCAGUGGGCUUGGGCACGAAUCUGAUGAUGAUGAUUUCCACAGCACAAGCGAUAAUGAUGAGGGCAGCUCUUUAUCAGCAUCCCAUGAGAAUGGAAAGCUGAUCGAAUGUCCGAUGUGCACCUUGUCCUUCCAAUCUGGCGCCAUACGUCUCCUUGAGGAACACAUUAACUCUCACUUGGAACAUGUUUGUCCAGUAUGUUCUGUGGCUUUCCAGCGAAACAACCAGAAAAAGUUUGAGGAGCAUGUCCAUGCCCAUUUUGAAGGAGAGGACAAUCUUGAAGACUCUAACCCACUUGACGAUCCCACUGGACCAUGGGGACCCCAGUUCAGGGCUGCACGCCUCUUGGAGAUUGACUAAGGGAUUCAACACCAGCAUUAGCUUACAGAUGCAUGGAAAUAGCUCUUUUAUUUCAGGAUUAUUUGUGCUUUAUUCUGGUGAAUAAUGAUAGCAUAUGAAAUUACAUCUCCUUAUCUAUAUAUGAAUGCAAUAGAGGCAUGAAAAUAUGAAGUAAAGAUCACAAUAUAAGGUAGAUUUAAUUAUUACAAUUACCUUCCAUGUAGAUGGUAACCAUGUCUUAGUUUGGAUUCUUGUAUUUAGGCCCAACAACAGUAUUGGGACUUUUGUGAAUGAUUUUUAAGAACCCCCUGUUGUUCUUCACAUCUUAACUCGCAAAAAGAUGGUUGCUAAAUGUCAAUUAGUAAAGGGUGGCUUGAAAUCAGAUUUAUUUUUCAGUGAAAUUUUUUAUAUAAUUUUUGUUUGGUUAUGUGUAAAACCAAGGGACAACUUUUGUGAUAUGAUAAGCUUUAAAAAAUUAGAUUACAAUUCUAAAAAAAAAAGAAAACAAAAAUCAAGUACACAUUGUUUUUAUCAGUCUUGACAAUGCUUAGCUGUCCAAGUAUAUCUUUGAAAUACACAAGCAAUAUUCUAUCAGCAAAAUACUAAAAUAUAUUGUCUAUCCUUUCCAGUGUUGCAUUAUGAUAAUUAUUAUUAUCGUUGUUUUUAUUGUUUACCAAUUAUAUUUAUUUGUUUUUUCUCAUCAAGUUAUCAAGCAAAUUUUAUAUUGUGUUAUAUUCUACUUUUCAUACUACUCACCUCUUUUUCCCCAAGUUAGCCAAUUGCCAGUUUAUGUAUGCUGCCUAAGAAAUAGGAAAACUUAGAAAUUGGACUUUAUGCAGUAGUGACAUAAGGGCAAGAAAUGUUUUCCUUGGGAAUUUGGUUAGUUUAGAUACAGAGGUUGAAGAUUGUCAGAACAGUCGUAUGUGCAUUAACCCAAUCCCAACAGGUGACUACCCGAUACACAAGCCCUUUCUCCCGGGUUGUAUUGUUAGUGGCCUGGGCCCCACUACUGGGGGCUUGUGUCGUCACCCUAGUGUUCAUGGUAUGACCACACAUGCCCCCCGAGAAUGGGAUGGGUGCAUUAUGGUACGUAUGCGCAUGCCACCCAGAAUACAAUCCAGGCAUGCCAUGGCACGUAUGUAUAUGCAACCCGAUGGCCAAGGGUUAAUGGGCUUUGAUUAAAGGACUAGAAACGUGCCGAAUGCACCUGGGAGGCGACUGUUUUGGUUCCUUGUUUAGUAUAAUGCAUUUAUUAGCCAGUCCUUGAUAAAAUUAUCCUUAGAGGUUAAUUCUUUUGAUUGUGUUGAAAAUGAAAAGAAUAGAAAUUAUAUAUUCUCACUGUAAUGGAAAAAAGCCAAGUUCAAGACUAUGGAUUGACUUGGUCAUAUUGUUGCAAUGAUUCCUUGUUGGUAGUAACUAUAGGUUAACUUCUGACAGUAACAGGAAUGGAAAAUAUUCUAUUAAAACUACAGGAAAUAUAUCCAAUAUAUAAUUAAUUUGUUAAGUGGUUUAGUUGCAAUAAUUAACUAAAUAAAAAAGGGAAAAAACACUUCAUUCUAACACUUGUCAGGUUCACAGCUAUAAACAGGCCACCUUAUUGUAAGACAUGCAUUGCAAUAAGAAUUUAUUUAUUUAGAAUAGAUAUGAACAAGUGUUUCUUAUUUUUUCAUUUAUUUAAAGCAAGGAGAUUGAUAAUAGAAAAUUAUCUGCCUCGUCAUUAUUUAAAUUGAUGCAGUAACAUUAUGUUUACAAUAUAGGGUUUCUCUAAUUUGUGCUGGUCAACUAACUAACUAACUCUCCCUCUCCCUCCCUCCCUCUCCCUCUCCCUCUCCCUCCCUCCC
Molecule: messenger RNA, 3059 nt
Organism: Penaeus chinensis
Lineage: Eukaryota; Metazoa; Arthropoda; Malacostraca; Decapoda; Penaeidae
Product: tax1-binding protein 1 homolog
Source: RefSeq, a predicted model, not a curated record